Molecule: messenger RNA, 971 nt
Organism: Mercenaria mercenaria
Lineage: Eukaryota; Metazoa; Mollusca; Bivalvia; Venerida; Veneridae
Product: putative nuclease HARBI1
Exons: 4
Coding region: 1-777 (258 amino acids)
Source: RefSeq, a predicted model, not a curated record
AUGGCAGCGAGACCAAAUAUGUUGGACAACCUGACAGACCUUGAAAUCAUCCAGAGAUACAGGUUUGACCGUAGAGGUAUAGAGUACCUUGAGGACCUGUUGCGACCAUACCUUCAGCCAAGAACAGCCAGACAUCAAAGCCCAACAAUUUACGGAACAGCAAGGUUUCCGAAGGUUGUUGGAGUAAUUGACGGGACCCACAUUAAGAUACUGGCUCCAUCAGAGGAGGAGGAUAUAUUUGUGAACCGGAAGGGCUAUCACAGCAUAAAUGUGCAGGUGGUGUUUGAUGCCUUUGACAGGAUCGAGGAUAUUGUUGCACGUUGGCCUGGUUCUACACAUGACAGCAGGAUACUUCACAACAGUGGGCUGAGACAGCUUUUUGAAAGAGGCAUUGUCCAUGGUGGUUAUCAUCUGUUGGGGGACAGUGGCUACCCGUGCCGUAGAUGGCUGCUGACCCCCUACCUCAACCCUCAACCUGGGGCACAGAGUGCUUACAACAGAGCCCACAAAAUCACAAGAAGUAAAGUUGAGAGAGGAAUUGGGCAACUGAAGAGAAGGUUUGGGAUAUUGCAUGGAGAAAUUAGAAUGAAACCAGAGAAAGCCUGCAGAGUUAUCACUGCAUGCGCAGUACUGCACAACAUUUGCAAGCAGAGAGACAUUCCAUUGCCUGAUGUGGACAAUGAGGACCAAGAUGACCAGCCACAAAAUGCAAUUGACCCAAAUGCUCCACAAGUGGGACUGAGAUAUAGAGAUUACAUUGCAAACACUUAUUUUUGAACAAUUAGGUAAAUAUCUAUCAAAUAAUAUUUCCGUUAGACAUAAGGAUAAUGAUGUUGAACAAUUGUUUAAGUUUGAAUCAGAUCCAUUCAGUAAUAACAGAGAUAGAGUGAAAGUGCAUAAAACUUUAACCUGAAAUUCUAAGUAAAAAGGGGAAUAAUUCAUGACAAAUUGUGCCAGAGUUAUGCACCUUG